AUGUGGUUCGGACAGCUGAUCAUCGGGCCGCCGGGGUCCGGGAAGUCCACCUACGUGGCGGGGGUGGAACACAUAUUGAAGCAGAUAAAUAGGAAGCUAGUGCUCAUCAAUCUGGACCCCUUUGUGGAGAAUGACGUGUACAAAGCGGAUGUCAACAUUAGUGAGCUUGUGGAUAUAAAGAAAGUCUUCUGUGAUCUGGGCUUAGGACCGAAUGGCACUCUGAUAUAUUGCAUGGAAUACCUCCUAGCAAACUUCGACUGGCUGGAGGAGAGACUAAAUGAAUACAAGGAUCACUACCUACUUAUUGAUACCCCCGGGCAAGUGGAACUGUAUACACAUAAUGAUGCGUUGAGAAAGAUUGUUAACAAGAUGACAAAGAUGAACUGUAGACUGACUUCCGUGCACAUUGUUGACAGCACUUUAUGCUCCGAUAACUAUAAAUAUGUUAGUGCACUACUGCUAUCCUUGUGCAGUCAGAUUCACUUAGAAUUACCCCAUGUGAAUGUUUUCUCCAAAAUUGACUUGUUAAAAUAUUUUAGAGACGAUUUAGAUUUCCCUCUGAGUUACUACGUCCAAGCGCAGAAUUUGGAGCAGCUCACGUUGUACGCGCGCUACCAGAAUGAGUCCUCCUCCGACUCGGAUAGUGGAGACCCACCAGCUACCUCCUUAAAUGUUGGAAGCCACUCUCCUCAGCGCACCAUCAAACAGGUCAUCCAGAAUGAAAUAAACACUGGAAACAUAAAAAAUGCCAAGAAAAACUACAGGAGAUUCUCCAACAAAUAUCUGAAGCUAAAUGAGUACAUAUGCGAAACGGUGCAGGAUUACAACAUGAUCAAUUUUGCCCUUCUGGAUAUACAAGACAAAUAUAGUGUGCUUAAGCUGCUAAAGAUUAUCGAUGGAGCUAAUGGGUUUCGCUUCAGCUCCAUUUACUCCGAGUACUCUCUCUUUGACACGUACGUUGAGGCCAUUGAGUAUGACUGUGAUGAUAUUCAGGAAAGGAUCGUCGACGUUUCGGAUGAGGAAAAAAAUUGA
Molecule: messenger RNA, 1032 nt
Organism: Plasmodium inui San Antonio 1
Lineage: Eukaryota; Apicomplexa; Aconoidasida; Haemosporida; Plasmodiidae
Product: GPN-loop GTPase
Exons: 1
Coding region: 1-1032 (343 amino acids)
Cellular component (GO): cytoplasm
Molecular function (GO): GTPase activity
Source: RefSeq, a predicted model, not a curated record